CUAAUUUGAAUAAUUGAUCUCAAGGUUAUUAUUUGUUUAUAUACUGCAAAACUGGCUGUCGCUGUCAACAUCAGCUCUAAUCUCUGGAAAGUGGAAGAACGUCAUUGGGAAGAACCUUGGAAGUAUAAAUUUUCUCUCUCCCUGUUUUCUCUGUAAUUUUGUACGAUUUGUAUUGUUCUACGGUUCUACCUCUGUGUCCCUCAUAGCAGAGAUAGUUAUAGGUGUAAGUUAUAAAAUGUCGAUCGCAGUUUUACAGUUUGAUGCGAAACGAGCUGUUGAGCAGUUGGAAGAUUUAUCCAAUGAUGACUUAGAUCAAAUCAUUAAUAAUGACGAAAAAUUUGAGGAGAUUUUAUUAAGUUUAGAUCAGUCAUAUGUGAAGGAACUAGAAGUAGAAAAGGAAAAUUUAAUAGCACAAAAUAAGUCAAUGGCAGAGUUUAAUUUAUCAAAGGAACCAGAGUUAGUAGAAGGUCGAGAGAAAUUGAAAAAUUUAUACGAUGACAUUGAAAAAAUUACAAACAUUAUAGAAGAAAAAUCUCAGGAAUUAAAACAAAAAGGAGGUGACAUUUCUUUAGAAACAGCUCUGGCUUUACUACAAACUGCUGCAAGUGAAAUGGAAGAAGAGUCUGAUUCAUGCGCACAAAAAUUUCUAAAUGGUGAGAUUGAAAUUGAUGAGUUUUUAGAACAGUUUGCAGUGAAGAGAAAACUGAUGCAUACAAGACUUGUCAAAGCAGAUAAACUUUCAAAGAUUCUACAACUUGGUGACCUUUCACUUCUACCUUCUUAUAUUAAUGCACCUCCUGUUAAUAUUAAUCCAGGUUAUUUUCCUGGAAUCCCUACAUCAAGUCCAAGUUCUGUGCCAUAUCCAACUGGUCCACUGAAUAUGCCCAUGCCAUCAGAAAUUAAUUAUUUUCAAAAUUUUUAGAUAGAUUAAAAGAUUAAUAUUUUUGUAUAUCUGUAACUUUGUAAGGGCCUUAGUUUUAAAUAUAUUAACUAAUAAUAUGUACUAAUAAUUAUUUAGGACCUCGCCAGUAUGGUGGGUUCAUGCUUCUGAUCUUAACCCUAACUUAAUACUAAUCUUAACACUAAUAUUGUCUUAAUCCCAAGAAUAUGAAUCAAUGUUAAUGCAACCUUAACAUUAGCCCUGCCCUAAAGGGUCCUAAGAAAUAUGGGAUAUUUUAUAUUCCUAGGGUUAGUGCUAAUUCAAAAUUGAAUUGUGCAAGAUCAGAACCAAGGGUUUUAAGAAUUUUCAAAAUAAUAUUUUACUUGUUGAAUUUGACGGUUUAUAAAUGUUAAUAAACUAUUCAUUUUUUGGUCUAAAAAUUAUUAAUGUAAAAAUUAGUCUCUAGUAUUCGAAAUGCUAAAAAUAUUUUUGAAGUUUGAUUAGGUCAAAAGAUAUGUUUCUUAUGAGCGCAAGCGCUUACUAGAAUAUUCUUAAGGCUACGCAGGGCCCGCACCUGUACUUAAAACAAGUAGGAGAAGUACGAACGGCAUUUCCUUAAGUUCUUAAAAUUAUGCUUAAUGUUAAGGGUAAGGUUAGGACUAAUAUUCGAGGUAUGAACCCACCAUAAGUCUUAUCUAGAUUUUGGUAACUGGUUUAGAAAUUCAGUUAAGGAAAUAAUUGAUUUUGAACAUAAUUUUAUGUUUUAACAUUUUUCUUAAUUUAACAACACUUCAUUUUUUAUUGAUAUGCAUUGUAUGAUUUUGGAGGCCAAUGUUUUCCAAUGUAUUCCUUUACCUCAUAAAACAUUAUAGAGCUACAUAAAUUGCUAAAUUUAUGAAGAAUAUUUUAUAUUUGUUAUACUGUUAUUCGAUGUUUCGUUAAAAAUGUUACUUGUUUAUUUGUAGAUGUGAGGGAAAAAAAUUAUUAAAACAUAUACGAAAAGCCAUA
Molecule: messenger RNA, 1888 nt
Organism: Sitophilus oryzae (rice weevil)
Lineage: Eukaryota; Metazoa; Arthropoda; Insecta; Coleoptera; Curculionidae
Gene: Vps37B
Product: vacuolar protein sorting-associated protein 37B
Exons: 3
Coding region: 236-922 (228 amino acids)
Biological process (GO): ubiquitin-dependent protein catabolic process via the multivesicular body sorting pathway; protein targeting to membrane; protein targeting to vacuole
Cellular component (GO): ESCRT I complex
Source: RefSeq, a predicted model, not a curated record